CGAAUUUGACGCCACCUAUAUUAAGAUUUUAAAGGGAUUUCUCAGUCAGUGUUUCAGUUCUGUCAAAAUGGCGCUCAAGGCACAAGUCGGUCAAAAAAUAAUGAAUGAAGUAAUCAAGCAGAAGAAUAAAAAACCAGCUGCUGGUGGUGCUAAUGUAGAAUGGAGAAUUCUUGUCGUAGAUCAAUUGGCUAUGAGAAUGGUCUCUGCGUGUUGUAAAAUGCACGAUAUAAGUGCACAAGGAAUUACACUAGUAGAAGAUAUCAAUAAGAAACGAGAGCCCCUGCCAUCAAUGGAAGCUAUUUAUCUUAUUACUCCUUGCAAUGGCUCGGUGCAAAAACUUAUUGAUGACUUUAGUAAUCCAUCGAGAACUAUUUAUAAAGCUGCUCACGUAUAUUUUACUGAAGCAUGUCCCGAAGAUUUAUUUAAAACUUUAGGCCAGUCAAUGGUAAAAAAAUAUAUUAAAACUUUAAAGGAAAUCAACAUUGCAUUUAUACCGUAUGAAGAGCAGGUUUUCUCACUGGAUUCACGUGAAACGUUCCAAUGCUUUUACAGUCCUUCAUUUAUAAAUGUACGAAAUGCUAAUAUGGAACGUAGUGCUGAACAGAUAGCAACACUUUGUGCUACUCUUGGUGAAUAUCCAUCAGUAAGAUAUCGAAGUGACUUUGAUCGAAAUGUGGAGCUUGCACAAAUGAUACAACAAAAAUUAGAUGCAUACAAAGCGGAUGAACCAACAAUGGGUGAAGGUCCUGAAAAAUCACGUUCUCAAUUAUUGAUUCUUGAUCGUGGAUUCGAUUGCGUUUCGCCUUUACUCCAUGAACUUACGUUACAAGCAAUGGCCUACGAUUUACUUGAUAUUGAAAAUGAUGUUUAUAGCUAUGAAGCAUCAGCAGGUCAGGGUGAAAAAGAGGUUUUGCUUGACGAAAAUGAUGAAUUAUGGGUGGAAUUGAGGCACCAACACAUUGCAGUUGUAUCUCAAAAUGUUACGAAAAAUCUUAAGAAAUUUACCGAGUCAAAGAGAAUGCCGCAAGGAGAUAAACAAAGUAUGAGAGAUCUUUCACAAAUGAUUAAAAAAAUGCCUCAGUAUCAGAAGGAAUUAAGUAAAUAUGCGACUCACUUACAUUUGGCUGAAGAUUGUAUGAAACGUUAUCAGGGAAAUGUUGAUAAGCUUUGUAAAGUCGAGCAGGAUUUGGCCAUGGGUACAGAUGCUGAAGGAGAACGUAUUAAAGAUCAUAUGCGCAAUGUUACUCCAAUUCUUUUGGAUCAAACUAUUGACAGUACUGAUAAAUUACGAACUAUUGCAUUGUAUGUGUUAAAUAAAAGUGGAAUUGCUGAAGAAAACCUUAAUCGCUUGAUACAUCAUGCUCAAAUAUCACCAGACGAUAAACAAACUAUUUUGAACUUGGCUAAUUUGGGAGUAAAUGUUGAUGGUAAAGGACGUAAACAAUAUGUGGUCACGCGUAAAGAAAGAAUUACUGAACAAACAUAUCAAAUGAGUCGUUGGACACCAAUUGUCAAAGAUCUUAUGGAGGAUGCUAUUGAAGAUAGAUUAGAUACCAAGCAUUUUCCAUUCUUAGCUGGUCGUGCUGUUAGUUCUGGAUAUCAUGCACCAACAAGUGCACGUUAUGGGCAUUGGCAUAAAGAUAAAGGACAACAAACAGUUAAAAAUGUACCACGUUUAAUUGUUUUUAUUGUCGGCGGCGUAUGUUUCUCUGAAAUUCGUUGUGCAUAUGAAGUAACGAAUGCUAUGAAAAAUUGGGAAGUUAUAAUUGGAUCAUCUCAUAUUAUUACACCAAAAUCUUUCCUAUCGGAUUUGAGUAAAAUUCACAUUUAAAUCUUAUUGACUGAUUUCAUCUAAAAUUUCAUGAUGGGAUAGAUUACACAUUAUCUAUUAUUAAUUUAAAUAGGAUCAGUAAUUAGUAAUAUUAAUUGAAUUUUAAAUUUAUCAUAAAAUUAUUCGGGGAGCUAUAAAAAAAUCUACUAUGGAAUCGAAAAAUUGGUUAGAUUGUCAACUAAUGUGCUAAGUGCCUGCAAGAAAAAAUUUAAAAGUUCAUUAAUAUUAUUACUGGUACCAUUUACAAUUAAUAAUAUUUAUAUAUAUUCAAUAAAAUGGUAAUUCUUAUAAUAAGCAAUAGAAAAAAUAAAAUUAAACAAAAAGUAAAAAAAUAUAUUAUUCGCGUUCAAUGAAUCUAAAACUCAAAAUUUAUUUUAGUCAAGAAUGUGAUAAAUGUAUAAAAAUUAGGUAUUGUUGUUUAUAUUUGUGUGCUCUCGUUCUCAUAUAUGUUUUCAAAAAUAUGUACGUAUAAAGUAGAAAGGAAGAAGAUAAGAAAAAACAAGUUAAAUAAUCAUAAAAUGUGUUAUUUAAAUACUAAGAUUAAAAACAGGUAAAAAUGAUGAGUGCGAAUGUAAUCUCUGGCGGAUCCGAUUCACGGUAAAUUACGACUAUUACCGUAAUUUACGAUGUUCGAAAGAACUACGAUAGUAUUUUCACGGUAACAUUACGGGAAUUGACCGCAAAUGUGCAAUAGUCUAACGUAAGUGUACGGCAAGUCUGCGGUAUUUUACAGUAAAAUACAGAAUUCCACGGUACAAGUAUGGCAUUUUGGCAAAGUUGCAGUAAUUUACGACAAGUUGUGCUUAAAAUGGCAAUUUUACCGUAAAAACUGGCGUCAGUUACCGUAAACGUGAGAUAAAAAUGCGGUAUUUUACGGUAAAUGAAGUAUUACACUGUGUUUAUAGUAAUAAUUGCCGUUUUUAGGUAGAUUUCUUUAGAAAUCGGACUAUUGCAAUGGGUCUCAUGAUCAAAUUAUCAAAGAAUUUUGCCACCAUAUAUCUUAUUUUACCUAGUAGAGUCAAAAAAUACCAUCCACUUAAAAAUUUAUAUAUGUAUGUACAUAUAUACAAUAUAACGCGCCUUGCCAUCACGAUAGCGCCCGCAAUUCUUAGCUUAUCUUAAUGAAAUUUUAUACACUUAUUUAUUGGACGAUUACCUUGAUCACGUUCGAAGAUGAGCCCAUUUGGUCGAUUAGUUUAGAAGUUGUGGGUGUUUGAAAAUUUUUUUUUUUAUUUUCCUAAAAAUGAAUUUUCUGGCUUUAUCCUUAAAUAACUUUUUAACCGAAAAUGAUAACUUAAUUCUGUAAAAAGAAUCUCAAAAUCCAUACGAUUAGCUUUAAUUUUCACUAUAUUAAUUGUUUUUUCAAAGAUCUUGUAUAACGAUUUGAUAAUCUCGAAAAUUUUACAAAAAAAAAACAUUUUUGCAGCUUAGUCCUUUAAUAACUUCGUAAUGAUAACGCGUAAAUGAGUAUUAAUCACACUAUUUUAGCUUUACUGUAUUCAGAAAAUCUACCUUUCUAUUCCGGGUAAAGCCGGAUGGCUCUUUUUUUACUGCAAUUCGUCUUAAAAUUCCGUAAAUUACCUAUAUUGUUGUAAAAUAUCAUAAACUGCCGUAUAAAUGCUGUAGUCUGCAGUAAAUUAUCGUAAUUUAUAAUAAAGAUCGUAAUUUACCGUAAUUCGAAUCCGCCAAGGACAUUAAUUACAUUAAAGAGUUAGAAUAUCCAUAAAAUGAAUCAAAUUUUACAACUUAAAUUAUUAUAAAUUUUCUAAAUCAUCGACUACCUUCAUUUUCCACCAAAGAUUUAAAUUUAUAAGCUUAUGAUUUUUAGAUUCAGUAAUAGUCAAAAAUAAAUAAUUAUUUUGAAAGUAAAAUUAAACUUGCCAACAAUAAAUAAAUUUAUAUCGAUAUUAGAUUUUUGAGAUUAAUUGAUAAUUAAGUUAAGUAAUUGUUAUAAUAAUAAAUAUUUAAAUAAAUACAUAACCAUUCCGUUAAAGCACUCAUCACAUUAAAGAAAAGUAAUUAGAUAUGUAAACUACAAACUUAAAAAGAUAAUAACUAUAUUUUAAAUUUAUAAAAAAUUUACUCCUAAUUAUUAUGCAUUGUCUUUAGAAUCAUUAGAUCGCUUUAAAUCUGUGUACAUUAGUAUAAGGUAUAACACCCAAUUAUUGCCAGGGUACCAAUUAUUGACAAUUUUAUUUUAUUAUUUACUUAAGACUGGGUUGUACUCAACAAAUUAUCGAAAUUCAGAUGUCUAAUAAUCUAUUAAUUGAUUAUCAGUGCAGAAAUUUUUUAAACUUCUGGAAAAAUGCAUAAGACGAACAUUCUCGGAAGAUUUUUAUCAUUAGAGUCCCAUAAAUACUUAAAAUGUAAUUAGAAAUAUAAAAUCCAGAAUUUCUAUUAGUUCUUCUGACCCUUAAUUUCUGUCAAUAUUUUUAAAAAUCAUUAAUAUUUUUAAGUUUAUAAUACAAUCCCAAGUAGUACACUUAGCUUUGUGAGAUCUAUCAGAUAUCAGUUUUUUGAUCCAUCGAUAAGACACUAAAAUGUUGACGAUAAAAUCAGAAAUUGAUAUCAUAAAAAAAUAAUAUAUGCUUAAAAAACUCGACACAAACGGCAGCAAAAAGUUGAUGACAAGUAGAUAUCGAAUUAAUCGUCUGAUCUAUCAAUUAAGAUGACUUUUAUGGUGGAAAUAAAAAUACGAAUUUUCUAUGAUUCCCACACAGUAAAAAUAUUUUGUAUCUGUGUUACAAGCGAUCCGAGUUAAAUUUUUUGUCUUCAUUAUUUCGUGUUAAAUUACCGCAUCUAUUGUGUUACUUAAAAAUUUUAAAUUGAUCUACUAUUUAACACUUCAACAGUGUUACUUAGAACAAAAAUUGAAAUUAUCAAUAUUUAUUAAGUGAUACUUAAAAAAUUAACAAAAAAUUUAUCUUAGAAAAUCAACCGAUAGUCACGGAAGAAUUACGAGGAAAAUGAAAGUGCAAUCGAAAUUUUAUAAAUGUCAAUUUAGCUUAAAAAUAUAUUAAAUUUACUAUUUACUAAAAGCUAGAAUUUUUAUCGUUCCCAUAAAAAAGAUUUAGUCAUAAUUUCGAAUUAUUUUAUUUAAUGUUAAAAUUACUUUUUUCGCUGAAUAAAAAUGUGUUUUUGUUUUUUUAAAAGAAAUUAAUUGAUUUACUAUUCACAACUGCUAUGAAAUAUUACGUGAUUUUUUUUUAAUCUUGACUCGAAUAAAAUAAUUGUUUACUAUCAAAAAAAGUUAAAUACCAAAUAAUAAUUGUUGUCACUAUUAAUGACCUUAAAAUGAUACAUAAAUUAUAAUUAAAUAUCCAUGGUACAAAAAUUAACAUUUUUUUUGUGUCGCGCAUUGAUAUUUAAAAAGUAUUGAAUUCACUUCUCGUAUUACCCGAAUUUUGUGUUGAGAUUUUAACACAAAUUUAAUGUUUAAAUUCAACGCAAAUAUUGUGUAGGGCCAACACCUGUAUAUCUUAUUUGUAUAAAAAUACUUGGCUUUGACAUAAAAUAAAAUUUGUCUUGUCCUUGUCAAGACAUCUUAUAUUUUAAAAUUGUCUGCUACUUGGGAUUGAAAAAUAAAAAUUUUUCUUGAAGUUUUAAUUAACAGCAAAUUAAAAUAAAAUAAAAUUUCGCGUCUCGAAUAAUAGCGCGAAAACUACGAAUUCAAUAUAAAUUAUUUUGCAUGUCAAUAAUUGGUACAUUUCAGUAAUUAUAUAAAAUGUUCUAUAUUUAUGUAAAGAUUUUAUCUAUCAACAGUAAUAAUUAUUGAUUAACUUGGUAGGAGUAUAAAAAAAUAAAAUGGUGUUAAAAAAAUCUAUUUAUUAUUAUUAUUAUUAUUAUUAUUAUUUAAUUAUAAUGUCUAACGUACUUAGUGUCAAUAAUCAGGACUUACCAUAUUUUUAAGUUAAUUGUUAUCUAAAAAUAUAAAUAUCAAAAGACAUAUAUAUAUAUCUUCGUUGAAUAGCAACAGCUAAAAAUUAUUAUUAUUAGCAAAAAAUGCAAUUUAUGGUAUUUAUAUAAAGAGUUACAAGUGUGCAAACGUAUGUGCGUGUGUAUGUUGUUUAUCCAAAGAAAGUGUUUUGCUUAUAAAGGCCUACAUUAUAUUGCAGAAUUUAAAAUCAGAUUAUUAAUUAAUGUAUAUGUUGUUAAAAAAAAAACAAUUAUUGUUUCCAUAGAAUAACAUUAUGCAAUCAUUCUACAAUAAAUUAAGAGCAUUCUCAGGCCGUGCCCCUCUCCCCACUUUUUAAAAAUAUUUAUCCUUUCAACUACCAUAACGAUAUUCAAAUGUCAUUAAUUAAUUGAAAAGAAAUUAAAGCAUCAAUUAAAAAGAGGACAUUUGUCGCUGAGAUGUAGAUUUAAAAAAAAAAUAUUACUGACAGUUGUUAUCAAAUGAUCCUGAAUUUAAUUGUCAGUUAAAUUCAGGAUCAUAAGUUAGUAAAUAAUUAACAAUUUUCGGAUUUUUUUUUUCAAUGAAUCACUGACAACCAAAAAGUUUUUUUUUAUUUGUAGAAAACAAAAAAAAGCUGUAGGUGCAAUUUAUUUUUUAAUUGAGUUAUUGAAUAUUUUUAAAAAGUGGGGGCACUGUCUGAGAAUACCCUCAACUAAUAAUAAUAAUAAAUAUAACAAUUUAAAUAAUAACGAAAUCAAUGAAAUAAAUAAUAUUAUAAUA
Microplitis demolitor is the source of this 6506-nucleotide messenger RNA. It is a transcript of the gene Rop, whose product is annotated as protein ROP. NCBI's taxonomy places the organism in Eukaryota, Metazoa, Arthropoda, Insecta, Hymenoptera, Braconidae. The transcript is spliced from 11 exons. Gene Ontology annotation, biological process: intracellular protein transport; vesicle-mediated transport; neurotransmitter secretion. The record is from RefSeq and is a predicted model, not a curated record. Gene Ontology annotation, cellular component: plasma membrane; secretory granule. Gene Ontology annotation, molecular function: syntaxin binding. The coding region runs from base 68 to 1831 and encodes 587 amino acids.